AUGAGACUAUUGUCAGUUUGUGCUAUUGCUUUGCUGACCGCACAGGCAGCAGGGGCUUCCAUUAAGCACAAGCUCAAUGGUUUCACCAUCACAGAACAUUCGGAUCCAGUGCAGCGGGAUUUGAUGCAGAAACAUGUUACAUGGGACGAGAAAUCUCUCUUCAUCAAUGGAGAGCGGAUUAUGAUUUUCAGUGGCGAAGUUCAUUUGUUUAGACUUCCAGUGCCCUCACUCUGGAUUGAUCUCUUCCAGAAAAUCAAGGCCCUUGGCUUUAACACCGCCUCAGUCUAUUUUGAUUGGGCACUGCUGGAAGGAAAGCCAGGCGACUAUAGAGCAGAUGGGAUUUUUUCCCCGGAGCCCUUCUUCGAUGCUGCGAAAGAAGCUGGAAUUUAUAUCAUUGUUCGUCCGGGUCCAUAUAUCAAUGCAGAAGUCUCUGGCGGUGGUUUUCCUGGCUGGUUGCAGCGGGUCAAUGGCACCCUUCGGACCCCCGACAAGGCCUACUUGGAGGCUACCGAUAAUUAUAUAGCCAAUAUUGGCGCUACCAUUGCUAAAGCUCAGAUCACGAAUGGGGGACCGGUGAUUCUCUAUCAACCUGAAAAUGAAUAUAGCCAGGCAUGUUGCGGUGUGAAAUUUCCUGACGGAGAAUACUUCCAGUAUGUCAUUGACCAGGCCCGCAAGGCGGGCAUCGUUGUCCCCAUGAUUAGCAACGAUGCCUUUGCCGGAGGGCACAAUGCUCCGGGCACUGGAAUAGGCGAGGUGGAUAUCUAUGGUCAUGACAGUUACCCACUUCAAUUCGACUGCGCCAACCCAACCGUAUGGCCUGAAGGUGCCCUACCGACUGGUUGGUAUGCAACCCAUCUCGAGCAGAGCCCAUCAACGCCAUAUUCAAUUCUAGAGUUCCAAGCUGGUGCAUAUGAUCCAUGGGGAGGACCAGGCCUUGCCGCCUGCGCCGCUCUUGUGAACCAUGAAUUUGAAAGAGUAUUCUAUAAAAAUGAUCUAAGCUUUGGGGUUGCUAUUCUGAACUUAUAUAUGAUGUUUGGUGGAACCAACUGGGGAAACCUCGGACAUCCUGGAGGUUAUACAUCCUAUGACUAUGGUUCGCCACUAACGGAGAGUCGCAAUAUCACCAGAGAAAAGUACAGUGAACUCAAGCUGAUUGGCAAUUUUAUGAAAUCAUCCCCGUCGUACCUGCUGGCCACUCCAGGGAACCUCACGACUGGAGUCUACACGGACACUGCUGCUGUGGCCGUGACUCCCUUGAUCGGCGAUGGCACGGGGUCGUAUUUUGUGGUCAGACAUACUGAUUACCGUAGCCAGCAGUCUGUCUCGUACAGGCUGAGGCUCCCGACUAGUGCUGGCACUCUGACCGUUCCUCAGCUCGAUGGGACCCUUACUCUUAGUGGGCGGGAUUCCAAGGUGCACGUUGUUGAUUACAACGUUUCUGGCAUCAACGUCCUCUACUCGACGGCCGAAGUUUUCACCUGGAAGAAAUUCGGCAACACCAAAACCCUACUUUUGUACGGCGGGCCUGAGGAGCACCAUGAACUGGCUGUGUCGGGCCGAUCAGAUGUAAAGGUGAUCGAAGGACCCCAGUCAGGAAUCGCCUCGAAGCAGAUCGGAAAGGCAACUGUGAUUGGCUGGGACGUAUCAUCUACUCGUCGCAUCGUCCAGGUUGGCGACUUGCGCGUGUUCCUUCUUGACAGGAACUCGGCUUAUGACUACUGGGUGCCCCAGCUUCCUGCAGAGGGCACGUCCCCAGGCUACAGCACACAGAAGAACAUUGCUUCGUCUAUCAUCGUCAAGGCAGGAUACAUCGUUCGAACGGCUUACCUCAAGGGCAGCGAUCUUCACCUGACGGCCGAUUUCAAUGCCACCACAACGGUUGAGGUGAUUGGAGCACCUAGCAAUGCGAAGAACCUGUUCAUCAACGGAAAGAAAACAAACAAAUCAGUGGACAAGAACGGCAUCUGGUCCACGGAGGUCAAGUACGACGCCCCUAAGAUUGCGCUCCCAACCCUCAAGGACUUGGAUUGGAAAUAUUUGGAUACUCUACCAGAGCUCCAGUCGUCCUAUGACGACUCUACCUGGCCUGCGGCGGACUUGAAGACCAAGAAUACAUAUCGUCCGCUCGAUACGCCGACGUCGCUCUACUCGUCGGAUUAUGGCUUCCACACAGGGUAUCUCGUGUAUCGCGGCCAGUUUGUAGCCAACGGCGACGAAAGUGAAUUCUUCAUCCAGACGCAGGGGGGGUCAGCCUUUGGAAGCGCUGUAUGGCUGAAUGGGACACAUUUGGGCUCCUGGGCCGGGCUUAACAAGUACAAAGACUACAACGCAACGUAUAAAAUGCCUAAACUGGAGCCCGGCAAGUCGUAUGUGAUCAUCGUCGUCGUGGACACUAUGGGUCUGGACGAGGAUUGGACCGUUGGCACAGACGAGAUGAAGAACCCGCGCGGGAUCCUCAACUACAAGCUUUCCGGGCACGAUGCCGUAGAUGUCACCUGGAAGCUGACGGGCAACCUGGGAGGCGAGGACUACGUGGACAAGACGCGAGGGCCGCUGAACGAAGGCGGACUCUACGCCGAGCGUCAAGGCUACCACCUGCCGCAGCCGCCCAGCAAGGGGUGGAAAUCCGGCAGUCCGUUCGACGGUUUUUCGAAACCCGGAAUCGGGUUCUAUUCCGCUGCGUUCGAUCUCGACAUCCCUAGGGGCUGGGACGUGCCGCUGUACUUCAACUUUGCUAACAGCACGGCUCCGGCCUACCGGGUGCAGCUCUACGUCAACGGAUACCAGUACGGCAAAUACAUCAGCAACAUCGGACCACAGACCAGCUAUCCGGUUCCAGAGGGGAUCCUGAACUACCGCGGGACCAACUGGAUCGCCGUGAGUCUAUGGGCGAUGGAGUCGGAGGGGGCAAAGUUGGAUAUAGAGAUGGCUAAGACGACGCCGGUGCUGACAGGGAUGGACGAGAUCAAAGCGGCAGAGCAGCCCAAGUACCAGGCUCGGGGAGGAUAUUAA
Aspergillus tanneri is the source of this 3012-nucleotide messenger RNA. Its product is annotated as glycoside hydrolase family 35 protein. Gene Ontology annotation, biological process: carbohydrate metabolic process. The transcript has 9 exons. Gene Ontology annotation, cellular component: vacuole. The coding region runs from base 1 to 3012 and encodes 1003 amino acids. Gene Ontology annotation, molecular function: beta-galactosidase activity. The record is from RefSeq and is a predicted model, not a curated record. Lineage: Eukaryota; Fungi; Ascomycota; Eurotiomycetes; Eurotiales; Aspergillaceae.